CGGGGCGAGCCCAGGCUGCUGCGGCUUCCAGGGGGCGGGGCGAAAGUCACCCGGGCUCUUCUUGCUGCAGCUGGCGCGCGGGGCUGCCCCAGGCGGGUGAAGGGCAGAGGGAGCGCGAAGGGCGUCGCAGCCUGGCUUCUGCUGACACCAUGAGCUCUCGCACCGUGCACUCCUUCCGGGAGAUCAUGCAAAGCUUGCUGAGCUCCCCCAACUUUGAUCGGGUCUUAAGUAAGAUGACAGUUCUUUCUGCAACUCCUGGAAAGGUUGUUUGUGAAAUGAAAGUCGAGGAGGAGCACACCAACAGAGCUGGCACUUUACAUGGAGGUUUGACUGCCACAUUAGUGGAUGUUGUGUCAACAGCAGCACUGUUAUACACAGAAAGAGGAAUGCCUGGCGUCAGUGUGGAUAUGAACAUUACAUACAUGUCUGCUGCUAAGCUUGGAGAAGAGAUAUUGAUCACUGCUCAGAUUUUGAAGCAAGGAAGAAAUCUUGCCUUUGCCAAUGUGGAUGUAACAAACAAGGGAACAGGAAAGCUUCUAGCACAAGGCAGACAUACAAAAUACCUUGGACAUUAAUAUAAGAAAUUCUAUCUGAAAAGGAAAGCGUGCUUAAGAAGCUAGCAGUUUUUUCUCUUUUUUUGUAAUGUAAACUUUAUCAAAAAUGAAUUGAUCUCAGUCCCAUGCCUAGUGCACAAGUUGUAUAUGGCACUAAUUCUGAGCCUGUUGCAGUCCUGGUAGAGACACCAAGAACUGAAGAGACAUGGAUAUCCAUCUACUUUUUCUGUGUAUGAAGAUAAGGUCAGGGUUCAGGAUCACUGGUGGAACUGUGUGGGGAACCUUGUUUUUCUGCUCUCUAGUCUGUGCCUCAUGAAAAUAAGUUUCCAGUCUCCAGGGUUGUCAGUUUAUAACUUUUCAAAAAUUAAAGCAGUUAUCAAACUGUAUUUUUUUUUGUCCUAUGCUGUAAAGUGGUAUUAAAGUAACCGGUGUUAUAAAUGCAA
Molecule: messenger RNA, 997 nt
Organism: Pelodiscus sinensis (Chinese soft-shelled turtle)
Lineage: Eukaryota; Metazoa; Chordata; Testudines; Trionychidae
Gene: ACOT13
Product: acyl-CoA thioesterase 13
Molecular function (GO): fatty acyl-CoA hydrolase activity
Source: RefSeq, a predicted model, not a curated record